GCGUCAGGCGCCGCAGCACCGGGGAGGUGGGUCCCACUUUAAGAAGUGAAGUUUGUCGCCCCCCCUCCCCCUCCCUGCCCCCCGCCUGCAGCCUCCCGCGGCCCGCGGAGCUGGCGGAUGGAGCUGCGCCGCGGCGGCGUCGGGAGCCAGGCGGUGGGGUGCAGAAUGGAUGGGGACGGCCGAGAUGGCGGCGGCGGCGGCGGCUGCAAGGACGCCGGGUCGGAGGACUACGAGAACCUGCCGACCAGCGCCUCCUUAUCCACCCACAUGACAGCCGGAGCGAUGGCCGGGAUCCUGGAGCACUCGGUCAUGUACCCGGUAGACUCCGUGAAGACGCGGAUGCAGAGUUUGAAUCCAGAUCCCAAAGCCCAGUACACAAGCAUCUAUGGAGCCCUCAAGAAGAUCAUGCGGACUGAAGGCUUCUGGAGGCCCUUGCGGGGCCUCAACGUGAUGGUGAUGGGCGCGGGGCCGGCCCACGCCAUGUACUUUGCCUGCUAUGAAAACAUGAAAAGGACUUUCAAUGCCGUUUUCCACCACCAAGGAAACAGCCACCUAGCCAACGGCAUAGCUGGGAGUAUGGCCACUCUGCUGCAUGAUGCGGUAAUGAAUCCAGCAGAAGUGGUGAAGCAGCGCAUGCAGAUGUACAACUCGCCGCACCGCUCGGCCCUCAGCUGCGUCUGGACAGUGUGGAGGACCGAGGGCUUGAGGGCCUUCUACAGGAGUUACACCACGCAGCUGACCAUGAACAUUCCCUUCCAGUCCAUCCACUUCAUCACCUACGAGUUCCUGCAGGAGCAGGUCAACCCGCACCGGGGCUACAACCCACAGUCGCACAUCAUCUCAGGAGGGCUGGCCGGGGCCCUGGCCGCGGCCGCCACCACCCCACUGGAUGUCUGUAAGACCCUCCUCAACACCCAGGAGAACAUGGCCCUCAACCUGGCCAACAUCAGCGGCCGGCUCUCGGGCAUGGUGAACGCCUUUCGGACCGUGUACCAGCUCAACGGCCUGCCCGGCUACUUCAAAGGCAUGCAGGCGCGCGUCAUCUACCAGAUGCCCUCCACGGCCAUUUCCUGGUCCGUCUAUGAGUUCUUCAAGUACUUCCUCACCAAGCACAAACUGGAGAGUCGGACUCCGUACUAAAGGAAGGGGCGGUGGAAGCCAUGCCGGAACCCUUUAUUUUCCAAGGGCUUGCCCUGCCUGCGGCCGUUCCCUUGCCUCCUCCCCAGAUGGUGUUUUUCAAGGGGUGUUUGCAGGGCGGGCCUUUCGAGAGGCCCCUUGAUGCCUUCGAGAAAGGGGGACCAGACCGUCACUUCCUGGAAGGUCUGCAGGGACAUCCAUGGCGGUGGCAGGAGGGGGCAGAGGCUCUGGACGGAGAGUGAGGAUUUGCCUUGCGUUUUCCUCCCCGGUGAGGAAUGUAGCUUUUCUGCUUCGCUCUCGCAGUCUCCUCCCAAGAAACGUAGAUCCACACGGGAGGGAAGAAAAUGUGCAGAGAGUGAAAACAUGAAAGAAAAAAAUGUAUAUAAAAGUUCUAGUACACAGCAGAAAAUAGAUGGAUAAUGUUUAUCCUUUAUUUUUCUAUGUAGAAGUUUUUGGAUUUGUGUGUGUUUGUGUGUGUGUGUGUGUGUGUGUAUGUACACGUAUGUGUACAAUUAAGUGUUACAGCUGGGAAUAUAAAGCUGUUUUAAAAAUCAAAACAAAAAAAUCAGAGGGCUGAAUUCUUCCAUUGGGUUAGGUGGAAAAAAAAAAGGCACCAAAGGAAUCAGUUGCCAAACACAGUCCUAUAGUUGUGCCGAGCCUCCAAAUGGAAGUUUGACUUGAAUGUAAAGUAAUAAAGUUUAUAAUUUGAAUUUCUCUUUUCGUGGUGGGGGGGGAGGAGAAAGGGUACGUUUAAAACAAUCAAAACGAUGAGUUCUUUAGUCACUUACCUUCGUGUGCCUUUUCCCUUCCUUUCCUGAAAGUUGCAGUCUGGUGUGGGUGCAUUUGCUCUGCUCUAAACCAGGCACAAAUACCAGGUGACAGGAUGACCCCUGGGUGGGGGGGACAUGGCCCCCAGUGGAAUGCAGAUGACUCAUCUCACCCACCAAGACCUUUAGCUUCCCUCCAGAGGCUGGAAUGCAUGCUCCCGGGCCCAGCACUUAGAGUUCCCGAAAUGCUUUCUUUUGGGACAGGCAAUUGGCAUCAAUGCUGCUGCCUCCAGCCUGGGACUUCUUUCCACAUCAACCUUUUGCUGCAGGCACUUUUCAGGUAUUCUGGACCUUGUGUCUCUUGACCAAAACUUGUUUCCAGUGAAGUUUGAGGAGUUAAAACCCCACAAAAACGUGGCCAGUGCAUCUCUGGCUUCUCUCUCUCUCUGUGCCUACCACUGAUUCCUCACAGAGCUCCCCGCAGCGGAUCCAGGCCUUAGGGCCAGCCCUGCUGCUGAAGCGGGACCUUGCACACUCACCAGGACACCCACCCCCACCCCACCCAACCCCCAGCCAUCUCCAGCCUCUCUUGGUUGGUGUCUCCUGCGUCCUGAAAUGGGGCCGCAGAGCUAGAUUAUCUCGGAGAAAAUGCAGGCCUGUUUCCUCCAGCCUUGCCCUGCGAUUGGCUGCCAGGUCUCUCCAAGGCAAGACCAAAUGACUGGAUCAUUUCCUUUUGGAGCCUCUCUUUAAAAAAAAAAAAAAACCCAAGCAGGAAGCACGUGUGUUUUCACGCUGGAAGGCCUGGUCCUGACCUUGACCUGGUCAGACAUGGUCAGUGUGAGGAGCAGACCCAGGCUCUUCCUGACUGUGGCUUCCUGCAACAACUCUGGUGGCACUGGACAGUUUUCCUCUCGAGACCUCUUGCAACAGUGCCUUGGGGCUGCUUCCCCCCUAAGGAGUGCCACCUCCACACUUCAAGUGUGUGUACCUUCGGGCAGGGCCCUGCUCCAGGGCUGGGGGGCCCAGCUGUUGCCCCGUCCCCCUUGGGAGCUGACCCCAGGAGGAAACCAGGGCAACAAGUUCUGUCCCCUGGGGCUGCAGAAAGCCCCUGGACUCACUGCUGCUGUCAGAAGUGUUUACAUCUGCUCCUACUAUCUCCUACCUGCCUUUUAAUAUGCUGGGAUUGGAGCAAUAAGCAGAUUGAAUUCUUUUUUU
Molecule: messenger RNA, 3119 nt
Organism: Sorex fumeus (smoky shrew)
Lineage: Eukaryota; Metazoa; Chordata; Mammalia; Eulipotyphla; Soricidae
Gene: SLC25A37
Product: solute carrier family 25 member 37
Exons: 4
Coding region: 118-1140 (340 amino acids)
Biological process (GO): iron import into the mitochondrion
Cellular component (GO): mitochondrial membrane
Molecular function (GO): ferrous iron transmembrane transporter activity
Source: RefSeq, a predicted model, not a curated record